Messenger RNA from Cooperia oncophora, 540 nucleotides. The record is from the annotation of a GenBank genome assembly. NCBI's taxonomy places the organism in Eukaryota, Metazoa, Nematoda, Chromadorea, Rhabditida, Trichostrongylidae.
UUGAAUAGCAGCUUUGCAGAACCUCUACGAGAUAAGGGAAGUGGUGACGUUGCACCUCCAGCUCGCUCAGAAAGCGCUGCCUCGAAAAGUAGCGAAUCCGCUGCCAAAUUGACGAAGCUGAACAAGAAGAAGAAUAGAAACUCUACGGAAACCGGAAGUACCUCGCUGCUCAAAUCUCAGAGGCACUCAAAUGCCAAGGAGUCACAGAUUCCUACCGAACCUCUGCGACAUAAGAGAAGAGGUGAUCUUGCAGCCCCAGCUCGCUCUGAAACCACUUUGAAGAGUCAGGAAUCCGUUGCCAAACUGAAGAAGAUUAAUAAAGAGAAGGAUUGGAGUUCUGCAAAAACCGAAGGAAAAUCGUUGCUCAAUUCCCAGGCUUAUACAAAUGCCAAGCAGUCGCAGAUUCCUAUCGAUCAUGGUUUAAAAAUACAUCAGUUCUCUUCAGAAGAGCUACAUCCCUCGUGGGCUGCUCGUCGUCGUGCCAAAGAACAGCAAAGCUCUGCACCUAAAGGCAAACGAAUAGUUUUCAGUGAUGACUAG